AUGAAAACUGGGCUGCGCACUGGGAUCAGGGAAGACAGAAAUCGGCAGUCCAAAAAGGCUUGGUUGAAAUUGUCCUCAAUGCUUGCGCCGUGUCGCAAUCAAAAUGCUUUACGGCUCAAGUCAAACAGCUUUCUAAAUCGCGCACACAACGUUUUGGAGUUUUCCUGUGCUCCAAUGGAUACAAUAUCGUAUCGUGCACUUGGCCGAAUUUUCUGGCUAGCACAAAUAGCUUCCGAGGCCGUACCGUACGCGCCGAAUGGCCGCCGCUCGAGUCUUGUGAUCCUGAGCUUGAUGUUUCAUCAUUGCUGGUCUUUUUGCCGCUCAGUCGCUCAGAGUCGCCCAUCCGAACAUCAUGCAUGUCAUUUCGCGGCAGUCGGCGCACGACUCCAAACAAGUCGCGCGGCGCAUUCGUCGCAUUUGCCUCAGAAGUUCGUCGUUGGCGACCAAACAAUGGCAGAUCAUGAUGUGUGCGAACUCCCGUGGUGCCGUGCGUGUUCGGCGGCGAUGCGACCGUGUCCGUUCCUGUGUCUAGUUCGAGCUUUUAUGUGCCAUCAACCGGCACCAAAUACCUCGAGCAGCACUUGA
Messenger RNA from Pochonia chlamydosporia 170, 585 nucleotides. RefSeq lists its product as hypothetical. The record is from RefSeq and is a predicted model, not a curated record. The transcript has a single exon. Bases 1 to 585 code for a protein of 194 amino acids. Lineage: Eukaryota; Fungi; Ascomycota; Sordariomycetes; Hypocreales; Clavicipitaceae.